This is a messenger RNA of Colletotrichum orchidophilum, 360 nucleotides long. Its product is annotated as short chain dehydrogenase. Bases 1 to 360 code for a protein of 119 amino acids. The transcript has a single exon. The record is from RefSeq and is a predicted model, not a curated record. Gene Ontology annotation, molecular function: oxidoreductase activity, acting on the CH-OH group of donors, NAD or NADP as acceptor. NCBI's taxonomy places the organism in Eukaryota, Fungi, Ascomycota, Sordariomycetes, Glomerellales, Glomerellaceae.
AUGGCGUGGCAGCUGGCGCCGGGGACAAAGUUGCCUAAUUACCAGUGCGACAAUAGCGACAGGAGCAAAAUUAGGUCCUUGUACCAGCGCAUCCGCUCUGAGGUCGGGGAUAUGACGGUCUUGGUGCUGGGCCGCGGUCUCGCCGUCAUGGAGGGGACGUAUGCGGACGUGGAGCUGACGAUCAACACGAUCCUGCUGGCGCCAUUCUUGCUGAUUAAGGAGUUCAAUCCGCACAUAGUCAAGUCGAAUCACGGUCACAUUGUGAAUGUGAGCUCGAUGAGAUUCGUUAUGCUGCCUACCCAUAUUGCUGAUGAUAAUGCGGCGACCAAGGCCGAUCUGGCAGCUCUCCACGAACUAUAA